Poecilia reticulata (guppy) is the source of this 876-nucleotide messenger RNA. The record is from RefSeq and is a predicted model, not a curated record. Lineage: Eukaryota; Metazoa; Chordata; Actinopteri; Cyprinodontiformes; Poeciliidae.
GGGAACCUCACACAACCUCCCGCCGCUGCCCCAACCGGGGGACUGGAGAGCCACUGUUUGUGGACUCAUAACUGGUGCAGCUGGGGGUUGACAAGGGAGCUCCAUACUGACCUGUGGAUGCAUACAUAUCUUGCAGACCUCCACGUGGAGCCCCACCUCGGCUCCUCCCUUUCUACCCAGGAACUGAUGACCAGACUAUGUUUCUUAUUGGGCGAAGCAACGGGCAGCACAGCUAGCUCUCCUAUGGAGGACAGGAGGGAAAAGAAGGGUGACACCUCUGCCCAAGGGGGGAGUCCCAGCUCCACUCUUACCUGCAGCACCACUUCCCCUUGUACAGAGAGCCCCACAUCCACCCUUAGCACCAGUGCUGGAGGCCAGUCCCUUCCCCAGCCUUUACCCUUAUCCUCUCCUCACCGUUGCUCCAGCAUCAGCCCCUGUGGGACGCUCUCCAGCCCUGCACACAGCCCUACCCCCUGUCCUACUUCUGGACUGAUCUCUGUGAGCAGUCCUGGGCCUCCAACUCAGAGCCCCACCUCAACCUUGGAGAGCAAGGAUAGUGGAAUUAUAGCAACCAUCACAAGCUCCUCUGAGAAUGAGGAGCGCAGCACUUCCAGCGACGUUCUGACAAAGGAGGAGGCCCCAGGGGGCAGCGGCGGUGUCAUGGGCCGCGCGGGCGACGACCGCCAUCCCGGUCAAACCAGGGACAAUCUGACAGCUCCACAACCUGACGCCUUAUCCAGGAGUGAGAUCAUGGAGUCCCGGACUCCACCAGCACCAAAAAGACCCCUCCCGCAGCACCACAUCCAGGGCCUCUCCUCGCUCGCGAUGCCCCGCCCAAAUUCAGUGGCAGGUACGGCUUGACAGAGACGUGCUGUG